AUGAUUACGUUAAAAAAAUUCGUUGCGAUCGUUUUGAUCCUGGCAAUCUGUCUUUUCGUUUUACCUGACGCUAUUCCUCUCGAUUAUGAACAGGGUGACCAAACCUUCACAUUUGAACCAGGCUACGUCGUUGGAGGAAACGCUAACGCCAAUGUCGGAGAUAACGGCCAAGCCAUUGCCAUUGGCGGAAACGCAAACGCUAUAACCGGAAAUAACGGUCAAGCUAUCGCCAUCGGUGGCCCCGCCAUCGGCGGCAAUGGUGGUAACGGUGGUAGCUCUUAA
This is a messenger RNA of Ambispora leptoticha, 282 nucleotides long. NCBI's taxonomy places the organism in Eukaryota, Fungi, Glomeromycota, Glomeromycetes, Archaeosporales, Ambisporaceae. The record is from the annotation of a GenBank genome assembly.